Messenger RNA from Exophiala xenobiotica, 582 nucleotides. RefSeq lists its product as uncharacterized. The record is from RefSeq and is a predicted model, not a curated record. The transcript has 2 exons. Lineage: Eukaryota; Fungi; Ascomycota; Eurotiomycetes; Chaetothyriales; Herpotrichiellaceae. Bases 1 to 582 code for a protein of 193 amino acids.
AUGGCCAUCCCAUUGCCGAACGAGGUCUCUUCGAUUCUAAACAUCCUUCUCUUGUGGUCUUCUGACUCACUGCAACAUAACAAGGAGCGAAUUUGCUCCCGAGUGCCAAAACAGAGCCGACCUGGAGAUCAGCAAGUCGCGCUGCUUGUUGAUAACAGAGCCAACCGGACAGAAAACACGGAAAUCUGGCAGCAUUUCUCAGUCUUGCAGGAUCAAGUUAUGCACUCUCUCAUCAGAAGCAGACUCUUUGAGCCAUGUGGCAUGCCCAUUGUUCUCGCUCUGUCUGUGGAGAGCAUCCUACCUGUUUUGGAGCGAUACAUGAGAGAAUUUGAUGUCCAGCAAGAGAAGCAGCUGCAGAAAACAUCCGACCUGACAACACUCGUUGCUCAUGCAACUACUACGGCACCAAUGCCGCCCCUCUCGGGACACGAUGCGAACAUCUUGACCAGCCACUUUCCCUCCCUUCGCCUUUUGGAGGAAGCCACAAGGACCAGCAGCGGGAGGAAUAGUCUAGCAGAACUUCUCGGAUCAGCCGUUGCGAGUAAUAUGGUUGACUUUUGGGAGGACGAAUGGAUCGCAUGA